Molecule: messenger RNA, 1814 nt
Organism: Carassius carassius (crucian carp)
Lineage: Eukaryota; Metazoa; Chordata; Actinopteri; Cypriniformes; Cyprinidae
Product: plasminogen activator inhibitor 1-like
Exons: 9
Coding region: 164-1342 (392 amino acids)
Biological process (GO): negative regulation of plasminogen activation; negative regulation of vascular wound healing; negative regulation of endopeptidase activity
Molecular function (GO): serine-type endopeptidase inhibitor activity
Source: RefSeq, a predicted model, not a curated record
GUGCGCGUCUGAAGGGGAGGUCUCAAGUCCUUUAAAUAGCGACAGAUCUACUCACAACACACAUUUAGGGCAGUCUAAGGCUUGCGCUGCACUGAAGAUCACAGUACCCAGCUAAAUCUACAAAGGAUCUCUUCAAAAUUAAAGCAUCUUCCAGUUAUUCAGAAUGCAGAGCCUGAGUGUACUGCUGAUCUUUACCCUUUGUGGGUCAAGCUUGUGCAACCUUAUGCAGGAGAAACAGACAGAUUUUGGGCUGCAGGUGUUCUCCGAAGCCAUCCAAACUGCUCCGGACAGAAAUCUGGUUCUCUCUCCCUAUGGCAUCUCUUCAGUGCUAGGCAUGGCUCAGUUGGGUGCUUAUGGCAGUACUCUUCAAAUGCUCACCGCCAAGAUGGGCUACUCACUGCAAGCACGAGGAAUGCCAAAACUACAGAGGCUUCUUCAGAGAGAUCUGGCCAGUGAAGACUGGGUAGAAGUGGCCAGCGGUGUCAUGGUUGACAAGAAGAUAAUCCUAGAAAAGAUUUUUAGGCGCAGCCUGACCAAAGCCUUCCAGAGUGUCCCUCACCAAAUAAACUUCAGCCAACCAGAGAUGGCCCGGCAGUUGAUUAACUCCUGGACAUCUGACCACACUGGUGGAAUGAUUACAGACUUCCUCCCCUCUGGGGUGUUGAGCGAACUGACACGGUUGGUCCUGUUGAAUGCCAUCCACUUCCAUGGGGUCUGGAAGACACCGUUUGACCCUAAACUUACCAGGGAACAGCUAUUCCACAGGGUCAACGGCAGUGCUGUAUCCGUUCCUAUGAUGACUAUGACUUCAAAAUUCAACUGUGGUGAGUUUGUGACUGAAGAUGGUGUGGACUACGAUGUCAUUGAGGUGCCUUAUGAGGGGGAGUCACUAAGUAUGCUUCUGGUGAUGCCAUUUGAGAGGGAUGUGCCUCUUUUGGCCUUGAAGACAGAGCUGAGAAGCAGCAAGAUUGACCAAUGGAGAAAACAGAUGAGAAAGAUUAACAAACAACUUGCUAUUCCAAGGUUCUCCAUGGAUACAGAAAUUGAUCUGAAGUCCACACUGAGCAAGAUGGGUCUUGGAGACCUCUUCAGCCAGAGCAAAGCUGAUUUCUCUCGCAUUACCACUGAGGAACUUUUAUGUGUAUCCAAGGUCCUUCAGAGAGUAAAACUUGAGGUGAAUGAAGAAGGAACUAAAGGCUCAUCUGCCACAGCGGCUGUGAUCUACUCUCGCAUGGCUGUUGAGGAGAUCACACUGGAUAGACCCUUCUAUUUCCUCAUUCAGCACAAACCCACCGGUGCGUUGUUGUUUAGCGGUCAAGUAAACCAGCCUCAGGAAAACUAACAGAGCUCAGUUGUGCCUGAAGUAACCACAUGAACCGAAGGACCAAAGAAACUGCCAACAAGUCUGCACACAACAUACUACUGAAGUCAGGAGAUGCUUGGAGUUCUAUUUUAAAUUUGAAACUUUAAGCAACAACAUAUAAUUGUUUAUUCAGCAUGUGUCCUGCUAUGGGGGAGGAAAGCUAUAUAUAAUAUAAAAAGAAAGCAUUACUGUUUGAAACAUAUGGCUGAAACAAUCAGGGACAUUUGAUGAACAAAUUUUCUAGGCUCUGCAGACAGUGGUUCUACAUGCACUAAUUUGAAGAGUGAAUUCAUUUGUAUGCUUUGUUUCAUCUGUUUAAUAUGCUUUUUUUUAAGUUGUAUUUUACAGUAGCCUAUUUAUAUUAAUUUAUUGUCGAAUGUUAUAUUUUCUUGAAGACGGUUUAUUAAAAUUGCUUUAUUUUAUAAUAAAAGCGACCAUACGCACACAUGAA